AGGAUGCUGUGUGAGUGUGUGUGCGCCAGCGAGCGCGCGUGUGGGCUAUGCACGCGGACCCUUCAGCCCUCAUCAUGAGCGGUUCAGGCUCAUGAGGGAGGCUUCUCUAAGACGGCGUCGGGGUUGCUGUAGUGUGCUUGAAGCGUGGAAGUAGCUUAGUUGAAUGCUUCACAGAGACUCUUUACUUGCACCUUUUUCUUCUUCUUUCUUCCCCCCCCCCCCUUUUUUUCCCCUUGCAAACAUUAGUGUGGCAACUGUGCAUGGGCACGCAGGAGUGGGCUGCUGCCCACCAAGUCUGACUCUGUUUCGGAGCUGCUGAGAAGAAGACCAUGUAAGAAUCGGCAGGCAUCCCUUGCAGAUCAUUCCGGAUUCACAGCCAAGAUGCAGAAAGGGAUGAGACUCAAUGAUGGCCAUAUCACCUAUCUGGCUCUUUUGGCGAAAAAGGAUGGGACGAGGCGAGGUUGCCUAAGUAAGAAAAGCUCAGACAACACAAAAUGGCAUUCAAAGUGGUUCGCUCUGUUGCAGAAUAUGCUGUUUUAUUUCGAAAACGACUCCAGCUCACGCCCCUCCGGACUGUACCUGUUGGAGGGUUGCGCUUGUGACAGGGCACCGUCACCGAAGCCAUCUCUCUCAGCGAAGGAAUGCUUAGAGAAGCAGUAUUAUUUUACUGUCACGUUCAACCAUGACCACCAGAAGGCUUUGGAGCUGCGCACAGAGGACGUCAAGGACUGUGAUGAGUGGGUGGCUGCUAUCACACAGGCCAGUUACAGGAACCUGGCUACAGAGCAUGAGACCCUCAUGCAGAAGUACCUCCAUCUACUCCAAAUCGUGGAGACGGAGAAAACGGUUGCCAAGCAACUUCGACAACAGAUAGAGGAUGGGGAAAUCGAGAUAGAGCGGCUAAAAUCAGAGAUCGCUGGGCUGCUCAAGGACAAUGAGAAGAUCCAGUCAAAUCCAGAAGUGCCACCCAGUGAGGAUGACACAGAGAUCAAGAAGAUCAAAAAGGUCCAAAGCUUCCUGCGAGGUUGGAUUUGUCGCAGGAAGUGGAAGACCAUCAUCCAGGACUACAUUCGUUCGCCCCACGCCGAGAGCAUGAGGAAGAGGAACCAGGUAGUGUUUAGUAUGCUGGAGGCCGAGGCCGAAUAUGUCCAGCAACUCCACAUCCUGGUCAACAACUUCCUGCGGCCGCUCCGCAUGGCCGCAAGCUCCAAGAAGCCACCCAUCACCCAUGAUGAUGUCAGCAGCAUCUUCCUUAACAGUGAGACCAUCAUGUUUCUCCACCAAAUCUUCUACCAGGGUCUGAAGGCCAGGAUAGCCAGCUGGCCGACACUGGUUCUGGCUGACUUGUUCGAUAUCUUGCUUCCCAUGCUGAACAUCUACCAGGAGUUUGUCAGGAACCACCAGUACAGCCUGCAGAUCCUGGCUCACUGCAAGCAGAACCGAGACUUCGACAAGCUGCUGAAGCAGUAUGAGGCCAAGCCCGACUGUGAGGAGAGGACGCUUGAGACCUUCCUCACCUACCCCAUGUUUCAAAUCCCUCGUUACAUCCUGACGUUGCAUGAGUUACUGGCUCACACACCCCAUGAGCAUGUGGAGAGAAACAGUUUGGACUACGCAAAGUCAAAAUUGGAGGAACUUUCCAGAAUCAUGCAUGAUGAGGUGAGUGAGACGGAGAACAUCAGGAAGAACUUGGCUAUUGAGCGGAUGAUUGUGGAGGGUUGUGAAGUGUUGCUGGACACCAGCCAGACAUUUGUUAGGCAAGGUUCUCUGAUCCAGGUGCCGAUGAGCGAGAAAGGGAAGAUCACGAGAGGCCGACUGGGCUCACUGUCUCUGAAGAAGGAAGGCGAGAGACAGUGUUUCCUCUUUUCCAAACAUCUCAUCAUCUGUACCCGAGGCUCUGGAGGAAAACUUCACAUCACUAAGAACGGAGUGGUCUCUCUCAUAGACUGCACACUGAUGGAGGAGCCAGAGGGGACAGAUGAUGAGUCCAAAGGGGAGCGGAGUGGCCAGGACACAGAGCACCUGGACUUUAAAGUGAUGGUGGAGCCCAAAGACGGCCAGCCUUACACCGUCAUCCUGGUGGCUUCAUCCCGACAGGAGAAGUCAGCAUGGACGAGUGACAUCAGCCAGUGCAUUGACAACAUCCGCUGCAAUGGUCUGAUGAUGAACGCCUUCGAAGAAAACAGUAAAGUCACCGUGCCACAGAUGAUUAAGUCGGAUACCAGCUUGUACUGCGAUGAUGUUGACAUCCGCUUCAGCAAGAUGAUGAACUCCUGUAAGGUGCUGCAGAUCCGCUACGCCAGUGUGGAGCGCCUGUUGGAGAGGCUGACCGACUUGCGCUUCCUCUCCAUCGAUUUCCUGAACACCUUCCUCCACUCUUAUCGCGUCUUCACCACAGCUGACGUAGUGCUGGACAAGCUCAUCACCAUCUACAAGAAGCCCAUCAGUGCCAUCCCUGCACGUUCUUUGGAGCUUUUCUUUGCCAGCAGCCAGAACAACAAACUCCUCUACGGCGAGCCACCCACAUCGCCGCGUGCCAGCCGCAAGUUCUCCUCCCCUCCUCCUCUCUCCAUCACCAAGACGUCCUCGCCGAACCGCCGUCGCAAGCUUUCGCUCAACAUUCCCAUCAUCACAGGGGGCAAAGCCCUGGACCUGGCUGCACUCAGCUGUUCUCCCAAUGGCUAUGCAAGCAUGCACUCCACCAUGUCACCCUUCAGUAAGACCACCCUCGACAUCAACAAGCUCUAUGUGUCUAGCACCAUGGCAAGCAAAAUCCCUGACGAGGGUGAGCCCAAAGCCGAAGGAAAAGCUGAGGAGUCUGUCCUCAGCAAGCAAGAUCUGUCGGUGAGAGAGGAAUGUGAUGAAGACCCAAGUCAGAGUGACGAGGCAGAAUCAGAAAUGUCUCCUCCCAAGUCCCCGUCAACACCUAAGAAUGUCAAGUCAAAAAACUCUGAGUUUUCCCUGUUUUCCUUCAACAAUGGCAUGGUGGUGUCAUCUUGCCGGGAGCUGGACAACAACCGCAGUGCCCUUUCUGCCGCCUCGGCCUUUGCCAUCGCCACCGCUGGUGCCAAUGAAGGCACACCAACCAAGGAGAAGUACCGUCGUAUGUCCCUCGCAAGCACAGGUUUUCCUACAGACCAGAGGAAUGGGGACAAAGAGUUCGUUAUUAGACGAGCCGCCACAAACCGAGUCCUGAAUGUGCUGCGUCACUGGGUCUCCAAACACUCACAGGAUUUUGAGCUCAACACCGAGCUGAAGAUGCGGGUAAUUGGUUUCCUGGAGGAGGUGAUGCAUGACCCAGAGCUCCUGACACAGGAAAGAAAGGCAGCUGCCAACAUUAUCAGGACUCUAACUCAGGAGGACCCUGGAGACAACCAGGUCACUCUGGAAGAGAUCACACAGAUGGCCAUGGAGGACUGUAAGACUGAACCGUUUGAGAGCCACUCUGCCCUUGAGAUAGCUGAGCAGCUCACACUGUUGGACCACCUGGUCUUCAAGGUCAUCCCCUACGAGGAGUUCUUUGGUCAAGGCUGGAUGAAGAAUGACAAGAACGAGAGAACUCCGUACAUCAUGAAAACAACCAAGCAUUUCAAUGAUAUCAGUAACAGGAUCGCCACAGAGAUCCUGCACUGGGACGAUGUCAACAUGCGGGUGGCAGUGAUCGAGAAAUGGGUGGCAGUGGCUGACAUCUGCCGCUGUCUCCACAACUACAAUGCCGUUCUGGAGAUCACAUCCUCUCUCAACCGCAGCUCCAUCUUCCGCCUCAAGAAGACCUGGCUCAAAGUCUCCAAGCAGACUAAGACUGUGAUCGACAAGUUACAGAAGCUGGUGUCAUCAGAGGGACGGUUCAAAAACCUGAGGGAAGCGCUGAAGAACUGUGACCCUCCCUGUGUUCCCUACCUGGGAAUGUACCUGACUGACCUGGCCUUCAUUGAGGAGGGAACACCCAACUACACCGAAGACAACCUGGUCAACUUCUCCAAGAUGAGAAUGAUAUCUCACAUUAUCAGAGAGAUACGGCAGUUUCAGCAGACAGCUUACAAGAUUGAUUAUCAACCAAAGGUGGUAAAGUACUUGUUGGACAGUAGUAUGGUGCUGGAUGAGGAGAGCCUGUAUGAAGCGUCUCUGAGAAUCGAGCCCAAAACUUCAUCAUGAAGAGGAUCUCUUACUCUCAGCCCUCAUAUGGAGUGUACAGGAACAAUGUAUCAUAAUGUACAUAUACUACUAUUUGUAUUAGACACAGUAGGCAGUGCCCUUCUAGUAUGUGCUCCCUAAUGGACUUGUUGUGUAUAAUUGUUAUUAGAGACUGAGUAGAAGCCCAGAGAGGUUUUAUUUAUAUAGUAACAGAGUAUUUAUAUGUUAUUAUCGUCUUAAAAUACCGUUUUAUGAUGACAUUAUUUUCAACCACAGAAUAAACAGAUGAGAGAGUAUAUAGACAUGGUAUUUAGUCAUAUCCUAAUGGGAAUAAAAAAGGCGGUCAUUCAUGAGAGAUGGUGGUCACAUUUGACACAUGAUGAUCAACUCCCACUUUUCUGCUCACAUGUCAAAGUCAAGAGAGGACUGCACAACUGCAGAAAUCUUUAAACUUUAUUUAAAGCCCCCAUACAGACAUUCUGCCUUAUUAGUACAGAAGCCAUUUCUUCACUCUAUUUGUCCUCAAGUGUAGACCUUAGAAGUAAUAUAAAUAUAUGCUAAUCCUCUAGCUGUAUGAUCAUUCAUGUAAAGUUGUACUCCUUAAAACUUCAGUCCUGGUUGAUUUGAAUUCAGCUAGGGAAUGGCGGGCUCCGCCCCUGACAAUUAAAACUACUACAUAGAGAGGUAGUUAUUGAAUGUAAAUACACUGAAUGGCUGUUGCAGAAAAAAUAGUAUCAAAAAUGGGGUUUGAUUAAAUAAAAAUCUCAAAGAUAUGAACUUUAAGGUUUUGAAAUUAAGACAUUUUUCUUUAGAACUUAAACUCAGAGAAGUAAAAGAGGUGAAAAGUGGGACAGCUGCGGUGGCUAAAGCUGAAUCAUGUGCUCUGAUGUUGUAUGUAGCCACUGCAAGAUAAAGAUAUUUGGAAGUUUUGGAGUCAGGCUGACACACCUACUGAUUCUGACUUAACUGGGACACGUUCAUUCAGUUCGGAGAGAUGGGUUUUUAUGCUUUACUUAUUAUCACUUUAUUCCCCUGGUGGGCAACGUGAUGUAUAUACAGUAUAAGCACCGGGCAGUGUAUGUAGCAGAUGUAACCAAUAUUGAGGCACUUCAGGAAGUUAAACUCCCAGCUUUUACACUCAGACAGUGAGAGCAUAGUUUUUAUGGUUAAUCCUCUUUGGCCAGUGCAUUAUGGUUUUGCCUUAAUCAUGAAAUGGAUUAUAUACCACACAAGUAUGUAAACUAUUUUGUUCUACGAUUUGCCAAUGAAGCAGAAAUAUUUGCUGUGUACAAUAUUGUGUACAGGCAGUCUGAUGCAUUUCCUAAUGUGCAAUGUGUUAAAAAACAUAUCCCUUGAAAUGUGUUAUCCUUAUGAUUGUUCAACUCUAAUAACUUUUCUGUGUAUGAUACUUUAAAACAAAUGUUGAAAACAACUUAUAAGUGUAACACAUUCUGUAUCCUGUCUAUUCCAAUGUGUUAGCAGGAACUAUACAGUAGUAAUAUUGUGCUUAUUCUUGGAAUAUUUAUAUGUAUUUUUUACAGGCUUUGUAUAGAAAAACACCUAAAGCUUAAGUGGCAGGCAUGUGCCACCUUCACGUGUUCAAAUCAAAUCUAUAUCUAGAAUUGUGUACUGUAUUUAAACCCCACCCUUGCACAUGAGUCUUUACCCUCUUAACAGGCACAUGAGAUGUUUGCAGUGAGCAAUACCCAGUGGUAUGAGAAUUAUAUUUCAGUCUAUUUCAACAGCUUGAGUAGUAUUUCCAGUUUUGUAUAAAAGUGUAUUCUUUCCUGAUUACCUCUUGUUAAUAAAUCUAUUCUUUCUCAGGGGGA
Xiphias gladius (swordfish) is the source of this 5963-nucleotide messenger RNA. RefSeq names its product ras-specific guanine nucleotide-releasing factor 1-like. NCBI's taxonomy places the organism in Eukaryota, Metazoa, Chordata, Actinopteri, Istiophoriformes, Xiphiidae. Gene Ontology annotation, cellular component: plasma membrane. Gene Ontology annotation, biological process: Ras protein signal transduction; positive regulation of GTPase activity. The record is from RefSeq and is a predicted model, not a curated record. The transcript has 27 exons. Gene Ontology annotation, molecular function: guanyl-nucleotide exchange factor activity; protein binding. Bases 382 to 4155 code for a protein of 1257 amino acids.